Molecule: messenger RNA, 1008 nt
Organism: Nymphalis io (European peacock)
Lineage: Eukaryota; Metazoa; Arthropoda; Insecta; Lepidoptera; Nymphalidae
Product: larval cuticle protein LCP-30-like
Exons: 5
Cellular component (GO): chitin-based extracellular matrix
Molecular function (GO): structural constituent of chitin-based larval cuticle
Source: RefSeq, a predicted model, not a curated record
AUGAGGUCACUACUUAUGGUCGUUGGUCUGGUAGCGGUUGCCCUGGCAGCUGAAACCGAUGUGACCAAGCCUGUAUUCCAAUACAUCACUACAGCCUCGCCAAUAAUAACAACAUACGACCCUUACCGGUACUACACCGGCCGGUAUGUUAGACCUACUGCUACUGCUGCCUCCGCUGGUCGCUACGAUGCUGGACGCUAUGACUCUGGCCGUUACGACCCUGGCAAAUACGACCCUAGCAAAUACGACAAAUCUGGUCGUUACAAUCCCGACAACUCUGGAUUGUAUAAUGGUGAUCGUGGAGACCGCGGAAGUGCUGGCGGUUUCUACACUGGCUCUUUCGACAAUGGAGCUCCUGGUGGAUUCUAUACCGGCGAGAGCGAUGGUCAAGGCUACACUGGUGCUAAUGCGUAAGUUCGAUCAAAUUAAUCGAUAGAUCGGACAUUUAUAUAUAUAAUUAAUUUAUUUGUCUUAAUUAGAGCGGUUUAUCGUGAGCCAAUUACCGCGAACGCACCCGUGACCACAAACGCACCUGUGACAACCAGCGCACCUGUGACUACCAGCGCACCUGUGACUACUAGCGCCCCGACGACCAUUGAAGUACCUACAACCACAAGCGCACCCAUAACUACAGCUGCUCCCAUAACAUCGGCACCCAUCAAAUUUGUCAGCUCUACACCUUUAUACGUUAAGCCCAAACCCACAUAUGUUCCAAUCGUCCCAGCACCUAUUGUUACGAAAUACAAUCCUGAUACAUAUGAUUACAAAUACGGUAUCAUCCGUUGGGAGAGCGAUGUUCUUCCAGAAGGCUAUCACUACCUUUAUGAGACUGAGAACAAAAUCCUCGCCGAGGAAGCCGGAAAAAUUGAGCAAAUCGACAAUACCAGCAGUGGUAUGAGAGCUAAGGGUUUCUUCGAAUAUGUGGGCCCUGAUGGUGUCACCUAUCGAGUAGACUACACCGCCGAUGAGCGUGGUUUCUUACCUAGUGGUGCACACUUGCCCAAUUAA